Sitodiplosis mosellana (orange wheat blossom midge) is the source of this 2054-nucleotide messenger RNA. It is a transcript of the gene Dpit47, whose product is annotated as DNA polymerase interacting tetratricopeptide repeat-containing, protein of 47 kDa. Lineage: Eukaryota; Metazoa; Arthropoda; Insecta; Diptera; Cecidomyiidae. Bases 170 to 1396 code for a protein of 408 amino acids. The record is from RefSeq and is a predicted model, not a curated record. The transcript is spliced from 6 exons. Gene Ontology annotation, molecular function: Hsp90 protein binding.
AUUUUGACAGUUCACACAAUCAGCUCUCCGCAUUUCGAAUUCCAUACAUUUAGUUUACGUGCAAAUGAUAAAACAAACAAAAAACGGCAAAUACAUUUGAUUCAAAAGAAUCGGAUUGAAUUCUUUGAUUGAAAAUCGUGUUGAAUUUUUUUUUUCGAUUAGUUUAAAAAUGGCAUUGAUUGAAGAAAUACGAGAUGAGGAUCAGCAACCGGGAUCGUCAACGAAGCCCAAGUCAAAUAUGACGGAUGAAGAACGUGCUGCUCUGGUUGAGAAGAUGGACAAAGAACUGGAUGAUUUUAUUGAUUCGUUGGAGAAACGGGGCUACACGGAAGGUUGGCCUGAAGAUCGAUGGGAAGAGGAAAUGAAUAAGCAUCCAUUUUUCAUGAAAGAACCACCAAAACCAGGCGAUGAACUGCAUCCAAUGCUUGAAGGCAUUCAACAGUUGAAAUACGACCCAUUGGAGAAUACACUGGAAGAUUUGGCAUCAACGUACAAAGACGAUGGAAACUUUGACAUGAAAAAUAAAAAGUAUCGCAUGGCAAUUUAUAGUUACACCGAAGGAUUGAAUCAGAAAUGUGAAAACAUUGAAUUGAACGCGUCAUUGUAUAAUAAUCGUAGUGCGGCGCAUUUCUUUUUGAAAAAUUAUCGGUCUUCAUUUAUCGAUGCCAAAAAAGCACUCGAACUGAAACCGGACUAUGAAAAAGCAGCAUUCCGUAUGGCUCAGUGCUCGCUACAUUUGAAAAAGUACGAGGAAUGCAUUGAUUUGUGCAAUAAAUACAUAAAUAAAUUUGGUCAAAGUGACAAAUGUCUGGAACUACGAAAAAAGGCCCGCGAUACGCAUUUACAGGAGUUGCGUGAUGAGCGGAAAAAACAGAAUGAGCAACGGCGCAAAGGUGAAACGCUAAAACGUACAAUCGAAGCGCUUAAAACGCGAGGCAUUAAAUUCGAAGAACAGCUUGACACAUCAUCGUAUGAAGAUCUUAUUAAGCCACAAUACCUACCUCUUGAAGAGCAUUCCAUUCAAAUGACUGACGAAGGCUUUCUACGUUGGCCAGCGAUUUUUUGCUAUCCAGAAUUUGAAAUUUGCGACUUUCAACAACAAAUCUAUGAUAAUAAUACAAUCAAUGAUAUUUUAUGUGAUCUGUUUGCGGAACGAAUGCCACAGGACAAAUCGUAUAAAUACAAACCCGAUACGGUGAAUGUGUACUUUGAGAAUCGCAUCAAUGCAACGCUACAUCGAGUCGAUGUACGGAAAACGAUUAAGGAAAUCACUGUCGAUAAGGACUUCUUGGUGGGCCGUGGCGUUCUUACGUUUCAUGUCGUGACCAAAGCAUCCGAGGCUGAAAAACGUUUUGUCAGCCAAGAGCGCACACGACUGAAUAUUAUGAAAUUUUAACAAAAUUAUUGCGAUUUUCAAUUCAUAAACAUGCAUUUAAAUAAUUGAAUUUGAGUCAAUUUGAUUGCAUUGGUGACGUCCGCUUUACUUUUAGCUGCCGCUUUAUUCCGUUUUCACAUUUUCAACGCUACAUUUAUUUCAUCGGCAGACCGAUUUAAACAAGAGCAAAAAUAUGAUAUACGGUUUGACGAGCCACACGUUUGCGCUGCCAACUGUUAAUCCGAAGUGUGUUGCGAAAUACAUUGCGAGAGAUACAGAUAGAGAGGAAGAAAGAGAGAGAGAGAGCGAUCGAGCGAGCGACGAAUCAUAUCUGCGGCGUCUGUGCUAUUCUAUUAAUGAAUUGCGUCAUCAUCGCAAAAUUACUACGAAUUUAAAUGAUGACAAAUCGAAAUACAACAAACGCGAGAGGACACAGUACUGCAUGCUUUUCAAUACUGUAAUAAACGAUUCUUUAUUGAGUGCGCGCACGCGCGCACUCAAUCAAUUUAUAUAAUCGAAUGAGAUUUUCAAAUGAUUAUUCAAUACUGAAUGAAAUGUAUGUGUGCCAUUUAGUAAUCAGUUGAUUUGCUGACAUACCGAUGAAAAAAAAACGUUACUUCGUUAUACAAAUUGAGCGAUUUCAAAGAUGCAACAAUAAAAGUCACAACAUCCUCAGCAC